AUGCGUUUCCCAACUGUGGACGAAGAGGCGUUCGCCUUGAAGUUUAGGAUUGUACAAGAAAUGCAAAAUAAUGAUUCGCACAAGUACUUUGGCAUGAUUGAGAAGGCCAAGUUGAAGAUGAGUUCUGCCAGAAUCACUGCUCGCUCGGUUUGGAGCCCAUGGAACCUUGGGAGAGUUCAUGGAAGGAUACGUUUCCGAGUUAUAGGUCAAGGCUGUGCUAUGACGAAUAUUCUACAAGCAUCUUGUGCUCGUGGAUUGCCUCCUCGUGUUCUCACAAGCCCCGUUCGUUCUCUGCGUCUAGGGUUGUUCAAGUUCUCUGGGGGGAAGCUAGUCUCUGGGGGGAAACGAGCUGCGGUAGCUUGCCACGCGCAUUCUUCACUCGAUGCGGCAGCUGUUCCUCAAGCUCCAGAGUUUGUGAUUGCCAAUGCCAAUGGCGUCGCUGCUACCACCGGCGCUUCUCAUUCGACUGUUAGCAUCACAAUCGUCGGGGCAUCCGGUGAUCUUGCAAAGAAGAAGAUAUUUCCGGCCCUCUUUGCAUUGUUCUACGACGGCCAUCUUCCCCAGCAUUUUACAGUGUGUGGCUACGCCAGGAGCAAGAUGACCGACGAAGAGUUGCGAUUGAAAAUCAGUGGCAAUCUAACUUGCCGGAUCGAUAGAAGUGAAAACUGUGGAGACAAGAUGGAGGAAUUCUUGAAACGCUGUUUCUAUCACCCUGGCCAAUAUGACUCGCUUGAGAAUUUCGCUCAGCUAAAUGAGAAGCUCAAAGGCCACGAGCAAGGAAGAAUUGCACACCGCUUGUUCUACUUAUCAGUUCCUCCCAAUGUCUUCGUGGACGCAGCAAAGUGUGGCAGUCUCGCUGCCUCAUCGUCAACAGGAUGGACUCGUGUGAUUGUGGAGAAGCCAUUUGGCCGUGAUUCGGAAUCUAGCGCACAGCUAACAAGUGGACUUAAGCAGUACUUGAAUGAAGAUCAAAUAUAUCGCAUCGAUCACUAUCUUGGAAAGGAACUUGUUGAAAAUCUCUCGGUUCUCCGGUUCUCCAAUCUGGUGUUUGAACCUCUGUGGUCGAGAAAAUACAUUCGAAACGUGCAGAUUAUUUUCGCUGAGGACUUUGGUACCGAAGGACGAGGAGGGUACUUUGAUCGCUACGGCAUCAUUCGAGACAUCAUGCAAAACCACUUACUCCAGAUUGUAGCCCUGUUUGCAAUGGAGCCUCCAGUAAGCUUAGAUGCGGAAGACGUGAGAAACGAAAAAGUAAAAGUUGUAAGGUCUAUGAGGCCUCUAAGUAUCGAAGAUACUGCUGUUGGUCAGUACAAAGGUUACUCCAAAGACGGUGUUAGAUUUCCCGGCUACACAGACGAUUCCACCGUGCCCAAGAACAGCAUCACUCCAACGUUUGCAGCGGCAGCUCUCUUCAUAGACAAUGCUCGUUGGGAUGGCGUGCCAUUUCUUAUGAAAGCCGGAAAAGCUUUGCAAACCAGACGGACCGAGAUUCGAGUUCAGUUUAGACACGUCCCUGGAAAUCUUUUCAAGCGGAACCUCGGUACGGAAUUAGACAAAGCCACCAACGAGCUAGUGAUUCGAGUCCAGCCAGACGAAGCCAUUUAUCUCAAGAUCAACAACAAAGUCCCGGGGCUGGGAAUGAGACUCGAUCGAAGCACUCUGGACCUCCUCUACGCAGACAGAUACUCGAAAGAAAUCCCUGAUGCUUACGAGCGAUUGCUGCUGGAUGCCAUCGCUGGAGAGCGCCGUCUCUUCAUCAGGAGCGAUGAACUGGACGCGGCGUGGAAGAUUUUCACUCCUCUUCUUAAAGAUCUCGAGAGAAAGAAGACGGCGCCCGAGUUAUACCCGUACGGAAGCCGGGGUCCCGUGGGAGCUCACUAUCUCGCGGCCAAGCACAACGUGAAGUGGGGCGAUGUUUAGAAAAGCGCUAAUUUUGAAAUAUUCAACUUUGGA
Molecule: messenger RNA, 1953 nt
Organism: Selaginella moellendorffii
Lineage: Eukaryota; Viridiplantae; Streptophyta; Lycopodiopsida; Selaginellales; Selaginellaceae
Product: glucose-6-phosphate 1-dehydrogenase 2, chloroplastic
Exons: 12
Coding region: 1-1920 (639 amino acids)
Biological process (GO): pentose-phosphate shunt, oxidative branch; glucose metabolic process
Cellular component (GO): chloroplast stroma
Molecular function (GO): NADP binding; glucose-6-phosphate dehydrogenase activity
Source: RefSeq, a predicted model, not a curated record